AUGUAUUGGAUAAUUUCUAUUAAUAUGGACAAGCCACUUUUGAUAAGAAGAAAUCCUCGUACUAAAGCUCUUAUGAAAUUUACAUUCGACUUAAUCAGCUGCGCAAUUAUUAUGGUCACUUUUUUGGUGACCACUUUUUCUUAUGGCAAUACCUAUUAUAUUUCAAUGCAAGACGUCACUAAAAAGUUUGAGUAUAAUGGAAUGGAUGCAUAUACACUUACAACAUUCGAGGAAUUUGAUAAAUAUUAUUGUACUAAGCCUGAAGGAACAGACAGUGAGGUAUGUGACUGGACUGGGCACUUUAAAGCUGCAGCAUUAUGCUAUCUAAUUGAUUCUAUUGUAUGCCUAGUGAUCAUGGUCUAUAAUGUGCUGAAUUUGUUAAUUUCACCCUUUGGUUAAUGAGCAACGCCAUUAGAAAAAAAAAAACUUUUUGGAUUUUUAUUAAAAAAUAAAUUGGCCUUAAGGCUAGAGAGGGGAAAUUUUGAUUUUCGAGGGAGUAAGUUUAUCAUUUGGAUGUACGUGUUUUAAGAUAUUAAGUCUGCAAAUAUCUCAUUAUUUAGUACCAAUUGCAUAUUCUAUAGGGAUUAUUCUUUAUUUAUCGGUGUCAAACUUUUAUUCUCUUACUUCCCCCUGUGAGUGAACAAAACCAUUGGAAAAAUUCCUAUUUCUGCCAAAAACCGACCCUCAGUGAGUGAACAAAAAUUUUUUUAAUCGAAAAAAUUUUUAUGGAAAAAAAUUCUGACAUAGAAGUGAUAAUUACUCUAAUGAAAUCUAGAGCUAAUUCUGUUUAAUUUUAAACAAAUUGCGUUUUAAAACAUAAAUUUUAUAAAUCAAAUUAAUAUUUGCUUUCCAAUUUUUGCAAAUUAGGAUUUUUUUUGAAAAAAAUUUUUUUUCUAUAAAAUUUAUAUAUAAAAUUAUUUUAAAAAAAAAAAUUAAUCCACCUCCGUGAGUGAACAAAAUGUUUUUGUUCACUCACGAAGGGUAGGGGGGGAGUUAGUGAAGAUGGGGAAACGUGGUCUGAUUGGAGUGUUACAUUUGGAGCUGGGAUUGUUCUGAUGUUUGUAAAUGAAGGAAUUAUGAUUGCAGGGGCUCUUUAUUUCUGGUGGGCAAGAGUUCAUGGGCUUGAAGACAUACUUUUGCAUAUUGGAAAUUUAGCACCUUUAAUUGACAAAAAUCAGCUUAGAUCCAUUUAA
Blepharisma stoltei is the source of this 1193-nucleotide messenger RNA. Lineage: Eukaryota; Ciliophora; Heterotrichea; Heterotrichida; Blepharismidae. The record is from the annotation of a GenBank genome assembly.